UGUGUCCGACAGGCAUUGAAGGCAUCACCGGCCUCUGGUAAACUAUCACAACGUCUAGACUGAAUAUUAUGCGGACACCCCUCCGACAGUGAUAUCACCCCUCUGAUUGGACCAUAACCCCGAUCCCGCCUAUCAACAUUUGAUUGAUAGGAUAGUUGACAAAUGGCAACCGACAGCCGGUCUGUCACCUAACUUGUGAUUGGUGGAUCGGUCUGGACAAUAUGAAUGGCAACUUGUAUUGUUCGACGUCUUCCCAAGACAGUAGCAACUUUGUGGUUUCCAACUCCAAGAAAGUCUAUUUUUUAACGGUUUCGCCCUUUUUUAAUUAACCGACAAACGUAAGUCGGUAGUUUUACACAUGAAGAGGACCUAGAAAAGGAAUAACCUGGUGAACAUUGCGUCGAUCGAAGCUAACUGUUGAGCCAGUUUUGGUGGGUGACAGGAGACUCAGCUCUCCACCCGGGCUGGUCUGGAGAUGGGGGAUCCGGAGCCUUCAGAGUUUGGGUCCCUGGAGGAAGAGCUGGAGUACUGGAAGGAGCAGGCUGCCAGACACCAGCAGAGUGCCAAUGAAGCCCAGGAGGAGCUGCAGGAGUUUCAGCAGAUGAGUCGGGACUAUGAGGUGGAGCUGGAGACGGAGUUGAAACAGUGUGAGGCGAGAAACCGCGAGCUUCUUUCUGCCAACAACCGCCUCCGCAUGGAGCUGGAAAACUACAAGGAGAAGUACGAGACGCAGCACUCAGAGGCUCACCGGCAGAUCUCCAAUUUGGAGGGGGACCUGGCCGAGACCACCGCCGUCAGAGACCAGCUCCACAGAUACAUCCGGGAGCUGGAGCAGGCCAACGACGACCUGGAGAGGACCAAGAGGGCGACCAUCAUGUCUCUAGAGGACUUUGAGCAGAGGAUGAACCAGGUCAUCGAGAGGAACGCCUUCCUGGAGAGCGAGCUGGACGAGAAGGAGAACCUGCUGGAGUCCGUCCAGAGGCUGAAGGACGAGGCCCGAGACCUGAGACAGGAGCUGGCGGUGCAGCAGAAGCAGCAGGUUCAGGACAGGAAGCCGUCCCUCAGCAGUGCCAUCAAAGAUCCUCCUUCUUCCUCCUCGUCCUCAUCGGCGGCGGCGGCCGGUCUGCCCACGCCGCCUCUCACCCCGCCAGACAAACGGACUGAGGACAAAACCACUUUGUCUUUGUCCUCCCACCAGCAGCCCGUCCCCUCUAGCAGCACGCCGUCCAGACCUGCAGCCUCGGCGGAGACCUUCAGCAGCCCGCUGCCCACCAGCAGAGGUGAGAGCCUCUCUGCGACGCCUCUCACCACGUCGGCGAGGAUCUCGGCUCUGAACAUCGUCAGCGAGCUGCUGAGGAAAGUCGGGAACCUGGAGUCGAAGCUGGCGUCGUGUCGGGACUACGUCCAUGAGCAGACGGCAAGCCGCAGAGGUCACGCCGGCGGAGCGGGCGCGACGUCGGGCCAGAACAACUCGUCUGACACUCAUCCUACUAACGGCCUCUACAACAAGGGGUUGGUGAAACGGUUAGACUUUGGCGCCGGACCCAAACUGCUGCUGUGAAACUGAAAACAUCCUCCACCUUCGAUCCUGAAUCCUCCUCUGAGCUGCUCCAGCCUUCCUGUCCGCCCUACCGGGUUCAACAGGUUUAACCCCGUGCUGCCCGUCGGACAGAAACGCUCUCACCGCGAGCUGCAGGGACGCACAUGGACGGAGACUCUGGGACGCCUGGUACCUGCUCAGUCAGUCAGUCUGUUUAGUAGCAGGACUUCCUUUUUAGCUUGAACUCACUUACUGGACGUGUGCCGCAUGUUUGUUUAUUUGUGACUUUUUUUGGUGAACACAAAGUGAAUUUAGAAUCAGAGUGAAUGAAAAAACACAAAGGUUCGCGGGUUCACGUCAAGGUGAAAAGCCUUGAGCUUAUGGAGGAAAAAUACGCCGGUAUCUUAAGGCUAUUUUCUGCCAAUGCAUGACACGGUUUAAGUUCCCUAAUUUACAUUUAACAUUAAAUCUCAGAAUUAACUACAUUUAAUGCUCUACAUGCAUCUCUUCAGUCGGAGGUUAGGGUUUGUGAUUGUUGAAAUAGUAGGAUUAGUAGCAACUGUUGACUUUGAAUGAAGUGUUUCUAUGACACGGUUAAAUGACUGUUUUUUGAAUGGAGUCUGGUGUAUCUGGUGAGUGUGAUAUAGCUGCUGUUUGUGGUUCAACAAAAAGGAUUUUACUUAACAACAAUCUGGGAAAAAUACGCCAAUAUCUUAAAGCUGGUUUCCUCCAAUGCAUGACACAGUUUAGGCUGCCUUAUUUACUUUUAUCAUUUACUGUCAGAAUGAAAUACAUUUAAUAUUCUGCAUGCAGCUCUUUAGUCAGAUCAUAAAUGUGAUUCAGCAGACACUUGGCUAAGUCCUGGCCAGAGUUUGUGAUUGUUGGAACGGUAGAAAGACUAACAAAGACGUUUUCUGAGUUUUUAAGACACGGUAAAAUUACUGUUUUUUUUUUUUUUAAUGGAGUCUGGUGUAUUUGGAGAGUGUGAUAUAGCUGCUGCUUCUGGUACAACAAAAAGGAAUUACUCUUUAACUAAUGUUGUCUGGCACUUAUAACAACAAUCUGGGAAAAAUACACUGGUGUCUUAAAGCAGGUUUUCUCCAAUGCAUGACACAGUUUUACUCACUGUUCCCUUAUUAGCAUUUAUCAUUUAAUCUCAGAAUUAACUGAAGUUAAUACUCUGCUUGCAGCUCUUUAGUGGACCAGCCAGGGUUUGUGAUUUUUUGAACAGUAGAAAGACUAACGAAGACCUUUCUUUAUGAGUAUUGUCGCCUUUGAAUUUAGUGUUUCUAUGACAUGGUAAAAUUACUGUUUUUUUUUUAUGGAGUCUGGUGUAUCUGGCGUUUGGGAAACAGCUGCUGUUUCUGGUUCAACAAAAAGGAUUUUACUCUUUCACAAAAAAAGUCUAUCUCUGUAGCGUAAUUUAGCAUAUCUUCAAGCUGUUUUCCUCCGAUGCAUGAGACGCUUUCACUCACUGUUCCCUUAUUUAGAUUUAUCAUUUAAUCUCAGAAUGAACUACAUUUAACACUCUGCAUGCAUCUCUUUAGCAGACCAACCAGAGUUUGUGAUUGGGGAAUCAGUAGACUUACUAACAAAUACAUUUUUGUGAGUUUUAGUUUUUUUAUGUCGCCUUUAAUUGAAGUGUGUUUUUAAUGAAACGGUUAAAUUACUGUUUUCUUUUAAUGGAGUCUGGUGUAUCUGGCAAGUACGAUAUAGCUGCUGUUUCUGGUUCAACAAAAAGGAUUUUACUGAAACAAAAUGAGCUUCAUGUUUAGUUUGAACACAUCUUAAACAGUGGAGGGGAACUUUUCUCUACAUGAGAGGAGAUGGAGGUGGUUACUGAUGCAGCUGAAGCUUUUAUACAAUAUAUUCAAAAUCAGAAAAAAACAAGAAAUCCAGCAGAGAAUGGACACAAUGGUGCUUCAAACACACAUGAAGUCCUAAUAUUUUAUACUAGUUUUAGAUGAUCACAGAUUAAAUAGCUGCAGGAAAACACAGACUUGUUAGCUAUGACACUCAUGAUUAUCUGAAGGCUGAUUUGAAACAUGGAAUUAAGAUUUAAAGUCUGAAGCUUUGGAUUUUUAAUUAGAGUACUUAUUAUGAAAGGCUUAAUGUUCUGGUGGGUCGUUUCAUAGUGUUUCGCCAGCAUCUUGUGGUGGUUCUGCAUCUUAACGUGGCCUUGAUUAACAUGUUGCUGUUAAAAAUAAUGAAUGAAAUGUGAAAGAAGUCACUCUACAUCAUCUUUUUAGCCUCAUUUAACUUGAGUAUUUCUGGUUUUUAAAGCUCAUUAAUUGCAACUCUUCUCAGUCAUAUCUGUCGACCUGAAUAGAAAAUAGCAGUUAGCAGUUGCAACUUGAAAUUUUUGAAUUUUUUUAUUCUGCAAAGGAUGGAAUAUUUUCCUUUCAGAAAAUUUUGUUAAAUGACUGGGUUUUUUGUUUUUUUUUAGCUCUGUGACUCAAACUGAAAAUCAGAUUAUUGACUUUAUAUAAUUUGUGCACAAAGUGCACACAUAAAACUACAACCUACAAGUUUUAAGACAGAACUCAAAUCAUCCUGGAAGAAACUAUGUAGUUAAUGCAAAUUGGUGAAUAAAACUUUCACUUCUUUGUAUCAGACGAGUGAUCUUGCAGCUUCAAACCAACUUCUUUAAAUGCUGCAGUUUAGUUUAUUUUACUGAUGGACAAACUUAAAAUGUGCACUUGUUUUUGGCUUCAUUUAAAAAAAGUUUGCCCGUAAAUUUUCUUGAUAAUUGAACAGAAACUCAGCUGAUACCAAACACGAGAAAAUGUAGCCUUUUUUGUUGUUGCUCUAAAUAUCUCUUUGAGCUCAGAGAAUCCUCUGCGUGUUGUUUGUUCUGUUUGAUGUGAUGAGAUGAACUUUAAGCCUUUGAUUUCUCGUGUUUGAGGCUCUUUUUGUGCAGAGCUCGACUACUUCUGUCUGUCCAGGAGUGAAAACUAGGAAACGUCUCCUGUUAGCGAGGAGACAUGAAAACUUCAGUGAAGGCUACUCGUGUUUUAUGUUAAAAAGACAAAAGUAAGUAAGUAUUAGGUUUGACUGGUAGUGUGUGAACCUGCUGAAGCUCGCUGACGUGGUUGGUUGGUUUGUAGGUGGGAGGGACUCAGUCAGCUCCUUCCUGCAAAGGUCAAAGGUCAGUGUGGAGGAGCAGGCGCGGGAAAUACUUUGAUGUUUUUUUGUGUUUGUUUGUUGUUUUUUUGCCUUAUCGACUCUUUGAGAGCACUUUGACGCUCACAGACAAAGAUGUGUUCUGCUGUUUGUUCACCUUCAGUGCUGCUUGUUUCUGGAAAAGC
Messenger RNA from Centropristis striata (black sea bass), 4848 nucleotides. Its product is annotated as nuclear distribution protein nudE homolog 1-A-like. Gene Ontology annotation, molecular function: microtubule binding. The transcript has 9 exons. Gene Ontology annotation, cellular component: centrosome; kinetochore; kinesin complex. The record is from RefSeq and is a predicted model, not a curated record. The coding region runs from base 476 to 1561 and encodes 361 amino acids. Gene Ontology annotation, biological process: cell migration; mitotic centrosome separation; establishment of mitotic spindle orientation. NCBI's taxonomy places the organism in Eukaryota, Metazoa, Chordata, Actinopteri, Perciformes, Serranidae.